Hippoglossus stenolepis (Pacific halibut) is the source of this 1244-nucleotide messenger RNA. RefSeq names its product immunoglobulin lambda-1 light chain. The record is from RefSeq and is a predicted model, not a curated record. Bases 1 to 936 code for a protein of 311 amino acids. The transcript has 7 exons. NCBI's taxonomy places the organism in Eukaryota, Metazoa, Chordata, Actinopteri, Pleuronectiformes, Pleuronectidae.
AUGCUCAUCACAGUCCUUUAUCUGUCACUUCUUUUAAACUCAGGUCUCACUAUUACAGUUCUGCAGUCUGGAGAUCAAGUGUCUGGACCAGGAGUCACAGUGAUACUGGAGUGCAGCCUGGGUCCAGGGUUCAGCCUGCAAAUCAUCUUCAUGUACUGGUAUCGACAAAAGCACUACGCAGCUCCUAUGGAGUUCCUCCUGUCAGAGUUCGAUUUCUCUGUGGGGCACUUUCAGUCGUCUAUGGAUCAAGACAAUAACCGCUUCUCUCUUCAAAUCGAUGAAGUGUUUCUCAACGACAGCAGCACCUACUACUGUGUUGCCAGUCACAGUGAUGCACAAAGACCAGACAGAUGUCACAAAUGCUAUGCUGAACCUUGUAUCAGUGUGAACAACAACUACCCAGCUUACUUUGGCAGCGGCACUAAACUGACAGUGUUAGAGCAUGAAGUCAAGGCACCAAAUGUGACGGUUCUCAGACCAUCAGCAAAAGAGUGUCGAAACCCUCUGGACAAUGAAAGACAGAAGACCUUAGUUUGUGUGGCCAGUGAUUUCUACCCGGACCAUGUCAGUGUAUUCUGGCAGGUUGACGAACAAACCGUCACCAGUGGUGUAGCAACAGAUGAAGCUGCCGUGCAGGAUGGCAAAUCCUACAAAAUCACCAGCCGGCUGAGGGUCGCUGCCGAAGACUGGUACAAACAGCGUAGAUUUGAGUGCAUCGUCAGUUUCUUCAAUGGGAAGGAAUAUACCAAUCAUUCAUCACCUGUAAUCUAUGGUGAACCAGCUCCAGACAUCCUGACCAGAGAAGAAUAUCUGAGGAUCACAACGAAAGCCAAGCUCUCCUACGGUGUGUUCAUCAUCAAGAGCUGCGUCUACGGAGCCUUCGUGACCUUUUUGGUUUGGAGACUCCAGAGUUCAACUGAGAAGCACAGGAAGUGAGACCUGAGCGUGAAGGAAAAUGAACGGUUGCUUUAUGUAAAUAAAACUGAGAACACAAUAAUUCUAUAAAGCUGUGAGUCGCAGUGCAUUUGUACUCGUAUAUAAAUAUAAACUGUUAAAAUUCUGCACUUAGUCGAUAAAUCUGCUUAUUCUUGUUAAAGAUGUUAAAUCUAUAACUGGACUGAAAACAGAAUAAUCUGCACCAGACUUGUUUUCGCUGCUUUAUAAUUCGCAUUAGUUUGUUUGUGUUGCGAUGCUUGUGUGAUUCAUUUUCCUCUCAAUAAAAGCAAUUCAAGGUAUCUUGAAAA